CUGGACAAGCAUUAGGCCACGCCGAUGGGAAGGGAGAACCUCCACGGCUUUGCGGUUUAGAAGAACAGAGUGCAAGGUUGUCCACAAAAUGCUGUUUCAAUGCUUAUGCUCUCAAGCCACAGGAAGACAACGGUAUCCAACUGCUGACAAAUUUGGGUGAAAUAAGGUGUGUUACUCCAGCCCUCACUCAGAAACUCCCUCGCUUCCUGAUCAGCCAGAAUCCUCUUCCCUUCCUGCCAUUAAUAUUUCCCUCUGCUUUGUCCUUGAGCAAAACAAAAACACUCCUUGUGGUGAUNCAGCAGCCCAGGAUGAGCAAUCACAAUAACAAACUCAUCCAUCAGGCAGAGACGCCCAUCGUGUCCUUCAUCCGCAUUGGCACCUCUGCCUCCUCUUCCAAGUCUCAGCUCCUCAAUGCUCUGCUGAGCAAACAAAGACACGACACCUUUUUCCACCGCCAUUGCCGAGGCAGCACCAGAGAGUGUUUGCUGAUGGAAGGUGUUGUGGAGAUUGCCUGGUACUGUCCCCGGGGAAGCCCUGAUGACACCUUUGAGUGCUGUGUGGCUUUCUGUAACCUGCAUGGGGAUGCCAGGGAUCACGGAGCACAGCUGCAGUUCUUACAGGAGAUCUCUGCUGUGAACGUGGCUCUUGUAUCCGAGUCUGAGCACAUGGAUGACCGAGGGAACAAACUUUUGCGUGACCUGUGGCAGUCGCAAAGGCCUCUGGUUUGUCUUCUCACUGAACAAGAGAACAUUGCAGCUGGACAAUCCAGGAAAAACAUAACAAUAGGGAUCAAGAACAGAAACGAAGCAGAAAUGUUGGAUGAGCUGAGCAAAACAAUCAGGAGUCUCCUGGAAUUGUCCAACCCACGUUUCAGCCUGGAUGCCUGCGUGGACAAAGCUCGCCAGCACGGAUUCUUAGUGGAUGAAGAUCGACCCGAGUGUGUGACAGCCAAAGCAAAGGCAAAGGAGUUGGUGACCCUUAUGAAGAAAGAGAAGCUGUCUGAGAUCAAAUCCAAGCUCCUGCCUCUUCAAGGAAAACUGUGGCACGAGUGGUGCCAAAAAGACAAAGAACUCACUCGCUUGCAGGAGAAGGGGAACAGGAGCAUUGAGCACCAUCGGAGCCAAAUUGAAUCCGAGAAGGCAGAAAUAAGAAGAAAGCAACUAAAGCAAGCUUUCUCCCCCAGUCAGCUGAUGAACCCAUUCCUUGACUUUCUCCAGUCGCAGCCAGCAGAUACCAAAAAGUACUUCCUGCAGUGGAUGAAGAUCUUUAUGGAUGACCUGUCCUCUGGUCGCCUCUCUGAAGAAAUCAAAGAUUCAUCCAUUGGCCUUGAGCAUCUUCUGAGAGAGGUAGGACAGAUUUAUGAAGCUGUCCAAUUAAUGAGCUCAGAAAAUGAAAAUGUUGUCAAACUGCCCCAAACUGCAGCAGAUCUGAUGGUUUUGGGAUAUCCUGUGGAGCUGAUGGAUGGGGAUGCUUCCUACUUGCCCCUGCACUGGGUGGGAGCAAUCUUUGACAGCCUAAUUGAGAGGCUGGGGGACAAACGAGUGUUUGUUCUCUCCGUGCUCGGCAUCCAGAGCACAGGGAAGUCAACCCUGCUGAAUGCCAUGUUUGGGCUGCAGUUCAAUGUCAGUGCAGGGAGAUGCACCCGGGGAGCGUUUAUGCAGCUCCUUCCACUGGACGAGGAGCUGCAACAGGACCUGGGCUUUGAUUACAUGCUGGUUGUUGACACAGAAGGGCUUCGUGCCCCUGAGACAGCCAGUAAACAGUCCCCAAAUCAUGACAACGAGCUGGCCACCUUUGUCAUUGGCAUCAGCAACGUGACCCUGAUCAACAUCUUUGGGGAAAAUCCCUCAGACAUGCAGGAUGUUCUUCAGAUCACUGUGCAGGCUUUUCUGAGGAUGAAGGAAGUACAUCUUUCCCCAAGCUGCCUCUUUGUCCACCAAAACGUGGGAGAAGUUACUGCCAAGGAACAGAACCUGGAAGGACAAAGACUUUUUCAGGAGACGCUGGAUGAAAUGACAGUGGCAGCUGCCCAGCAGGAAUUCUGUGACGUCUCCUCCUUCAGCGACGUCAUCCGCUUUGACGUGAACACCCACAUUCACUACUUUGCUCACCUGUGGGAAGGAAACCCCCCAAUGGCACCACCCAACCCCACCUACAGCCACAAUGUCCAGCAAUUAAAGAGAAAAAUUCUCCAGGCUGCCAAGAAGGAGUCACAAGGCAGCAUUUUGAGGCUCUCGAGCCUGAAAGUUCAUAUUGGUGACCUCUGGAAUGCUUUGCUGAAUGAGAACUUUGUUUUCAGCUUCAAGAAUUCACUGGAGAUUGCUGUGUACAGGAAACUGGAAACUGCCUUUAAUCAAUGGACCUGGAGGCUGAGGAGUCACAUCUCAGAGGUACAAAUGAGACUGGGCAACAGAAUUCGGAAUGGAGGCUUGCAGCAAGUCACCAGAGAACACCUGGAAGGGCUCGUGCAAGAGACAAGUGAUGCCGUCAUGACAGACAUGGAAAAGUAUUUCAGGGAAGACAAAGACCGUGAGAUGUUGGUCCAGUGGAAAAGCAGCACAGAGCUGAAGAUGAAAGAUCUGAAAGAGUCUCUUCUUCUUGAAACUCGAAAGAAAUGUGAGAAUCUCAUUGAACUACAGAAGAACCAGAGAAGACUCGAUGCAAAGAAGUCAAAAUAUGAAGACGAACUCCUGAGAAGGAGCAGGGAGUUGGCUCUGACACUCAAAGGCAAGAGCCUCAGUGAGAAAGAACUGAGAGACAACUUUACUGCUGUCUGGGACAAGUGGAUUGCUGAAGUCUCCCUUGCUGCUCCCCCUCCAGAACGGGUGGAUAUUGAUGCAGAAAUAGAAGAAGUCCUUGUAGAGCACUUUAAGGAGCCUGGUUUUUAUGCACGGAUCAGGUCAUUUCCCAAACACAGAGAAUUUUCCUUGGACUUGGAGAAACAUGUCGCAAGGAAAGAAUAUUCUGAUGGCUUUUACUAUCAGGAAACCAUUCCUGAUGCUGCUGUGAACAACUUGCAGGGCAUCACAGACAACAUCAUAAAGUGUGUGAGGGCAAACAUUGAUAAGAAGGAACAGGAGAAAAUGGAUUACAGUCGAAAUUUUCUGCAUGAAAUACUCAAUGAAGUACAGAAAGGUAUGAACUCCGUCCCCAGAAACAUAAGGUGUACUUUUAACAGAGAUUACAGCCUAGAAUUAUCCCUGUACUUGUGCAGAAUGGCAGGGGAAAGGUUUAAAGCCAUGCACGAAGAAUUCCGGAAGGCAAAUAACCCAGUCACCUACCUGAGCAGCAAGAGAGGAGAUUUCUUCACACAUUUCCAGAUUUCCUGCCAAGGAGCCAUUUCUGUCACAACUUUUGCUGGCUUCCUUUGUGAAAAGAUUGCCCCGUCUCUCUUCCAUGCUGUCUGUGAGAGGACAGCUAAAGCCAUCGCUGGAGACAUGCAGGGGAAAUUCCCAGAUUUCCAGGGCAACAGAGCCAAUCUGGAGGUUUGUAUCCUGAGAUUCCUGGCACAACAAGAAAAUUUUGAGUAUUGCAAGCAGUACCUGAAACACCCAAAGAAGUUUUUUCAGAUGUACAUUGAGAGACAUGUUGCAAGUUACUGUUUAGAUGAGAACAGGAGGCUGGAGAAGUUUUUAGCUUCCUCCCUUGAUCUUCUCUAUGGAAACAUCCUGUCAGCUGUUUCUUCAUCAACCGAAAAGGUCAAAGAUAGAAAUGACAGAGAGGACAAAAUCUCUCUCUGGCUGGAUUAA
Molecule: messenger RNA, 3749 nt
Organism: Lepidothrix coronata (blue-crowned manakin)
Lineage: Eukaryota; Metazoa; Chordata; Aves; Passeriformes; Pipridae
Gene: URGCP
Product: upregulator of cell proliferation
Exons: 2
Coding region: 309-3749 (1146 amino acids)
Molecular function (GO): GTP binding
Source: RefSeq, a predicted model, not a curated record